AUGUGCAGAAAGAUUUUGUCUAGAAAGAGAUGUAUUUCAGAUUUGUGCGACAAGAAACAGUUCUUGCCCUUUACACAUCAAACAAACAGGUCUGUUAAUUAUAAUGAAACAACAAAACUAAAUGAUAGAUUUAUUAGAGUAGGAUGGUAUGGUACAUUCGACUUUGUUAUUCCGUCAGUACAACCUGCUAAAAGACACUGUGGAGCUAAGUAUCCCGCCUAUUUACAAAGUGAACCAGACGUUGAAAGGGUUAUAGUAGAUGUUACGGUUUGUAUGCGUGGUUGUAGAAGUAAAAAGAUCAUCAAGGCUUUAAAAUGUUCUGAGCGAUUAACCGUAUACAGAUUGGUACGACUUUCAACUAAUGGAGCAGCAUAUUGUCUAGGUGGAAUAGAAACCGGACCAGAUUUUAACACAAAUGUGACUAUUGAUACUGAUACAAACUUGAGACUGGUUGCUGGUUUCGACGAUGAACAGGAAUUUAUAUUCGACUGUUCCUUUCCCAAUCCAAAUCAGGAUUCAUUCGUAUACAAGGCGACAUGGUUUGUUGAUGAUGUGAUUGUAUACGAGUCUAACUAUACUGAUUAUAAUGAUGCCUAUAAAAUCAGAAGUCUAACUGAUACCAGGCUAAGAGACAGUAACAUCACUACACUCGGCUUUCAGCUUCAUUGUGAUGUAAGAGCAGCCGAUGAUGUUAAGCGGAGAUCGAGUUUACCGUCAACUAGUAACAAGACAUUUAUUGGAAUGAUAGUUUCGAAUCUGGCUUAUAAUUUAAAAGAAGGGGGGCAUGCUACUAUAUGGAUACGGUCUACAGUUCCUAUUGGUUGCGCUGAUGAUAAUGGUGGGUGUACAUUAUCAGUAACUGCUGAUAUACCCAAGGAAGGAGGCGAUAGAUGUAAACCUUCUCCCACAGCUAAUGGUGGGUGUGGUAUUUCCAUUAAGGCUUCAGAAUGGAACGAAUGGCAUCAAUUAAACAUCAGUUCAACUGUAACUGAAGAUUAUGGACAAGCGGUUAUUCAAAAGAAAAUAUUUCUACGGGCGGACGAUGAGUAUUUUUAUCAACCUAUCUGGGGGAAUUACUUCCUUGAACCAGUAACGAUCUAUAUAACAAAGGAUACAUCACUCAUUGAAGGCAAACUAUGUAAAAUUAGCAGCGAUCCGUAUUUAUUGGACUUCUACAGUUUCUGGUCCACAUCAUUUCAAAUGGAAGGUACGUUCUACUUAUCAAAAAUGGAUAAUGUGGAGGUGCAAGUAACGGAAUGUUCUGGGGUGUUUUUGGGAACAGGAUAUUGUAUUUGUGGUGUUGUAGUAAGAGUAGGAAGAACUGCCUUUAUGAUCAACCGCUGUAACCUAGGAUACUGGUAUAUUGACUAUAUAUUAUGUGACGAUGGUGGCGAUAUUCUUGAUGUGCGAAAACGUAAAGAAAUUAUUUUUGAGAUGUAUUUACCAAGUGAUACAAGAGUACUCAUCCUUCUGACGGGAGAUUCUAAGUAUAACUGGUUGAAUAUAUAUAUAAUACCAUCAGUAAGAGAUAUCGGUAAAACAACUGGUUUAUGUGGUGAAUUAACAGGUGAUCCACCAGAUGUAGAAUACAAUGACGGAUAUUUUAAUUCCUUCAGAGUCGAUAAAAAGGCAAGCUUGUUUGAUCCAGGCAACUGGAAAACCCUGACGGAGUGGGCAUCUAAUAACGCUGCAAGAAUCCAACAUUGUCGUUGUGAUGAUAAAGCUGACGAUAAAAUAGACACAUCUCUGAACUGUACUCUAGUACCAGGAGCGACAACCUGUUCCUCAGACACAGCUUAUACCUUGUUCCAUAAAAAAAGAUGUAUCAAUCCUUUAAGAAAGAAAAGGUCACUUCCUCGGGGAUUGCAUCCUCAAAUAUUACACCACCGACGACUCAGGCGGGAUGUAAGUUGGAAGAAUCGAUGGACUCUAAAAAGUGCUAAUGAAUAUUGUUCUGGUCUGUUUAAUAAUUCUAUGGUUAUUAAGAGAUGUGAAGGUAUAAGAGGUAUUAAUAUUGAAGGGGCUAUAGAAACAUGUGUCAGUGAUAUAAAGCUAAGUGGAACUGAUGUGUUUGCUCUCUCUGCCAUAUCGUCUGUCAGUUCUCAAUGUUUACGUGAAGCCAGCAUGAAUGGAACUUUACGAGAAGAAAAGGUGGAUAGCAAUAAAACUAUUCUGGAGAUGGUAAACGAAGUUGCAUGUCCUGGGGAAUGUUCAGAUCAGGGACUUUGUGAACACGGUAAAUGUAUCUGUAACUCUGGGUUUAUAGGAUCCGACUGUUCAGUAUCACUCAGUAAACCACCAUUAGCCCACAAUCUAGAAGCUGAUGGACAUUGUGAUUUAUCACUAGACGAUUGUAAUGAAGUGGCUGUUUUUGGUGGAAGAUUUGUAGAUCAUGACAAGACCAAGUGUAAACUGUUACCAUUUAAGAUAAAGAAUGACCAAGUUACUGUCAGUGAAGAUAUAAUAAUACAAACAGCAGUAUUUGAGAGUAUUGGAGAAGUAACGUGUAAAUUAUCAUCUAGAAAACGUAGAAGAAGAUCAGUAGAUGUACCAGUUAUUGAUGAAACUGUGACUGGUUAUAAAGUCUCCGUAUCUAAUAAUGGUCAGAACUACAGUCAACAGUUAAAUCUGAUCAUAUAUAAUACAGAAUGUAUAAACUGUAGUAUAGAUAACUCGAAUGAAAUGAGCUGCACAUUUUCGCACUUUACUAUUCCAGGUAAAUGUAUCUGUAACUCUGGGUUUAUAGGAUCCGACUGUUCAGUAUCACUCAGUAAACCACCAUUAGCCCACAAUCUAGAAGCUGAUGGACAUUGUGAUUUAUCACUAGACGAUUGUAAUGAAGUGGCUGUUUUUGGUGGAAGAUUUGUAGAUCAUGACAAGACCAAGUGUAAACUGUUACCAUUUAAGAUAAAGAAUGACCAAGUUACUGUCAGUGAAGAUAUAAUAAUACAAACAGCAGUAUUUGAGAGUAUUGGAGAAGUAACGUGUAAAUUAUCAUCUAGAAAACGUAGAAGAAGAUCAGUAGAUGUACCAGUUAUUGAUGAAACUGUGACUGGUUAUAAAGUCUCCGUAUCUAAUAAUGGUCAGAACUACAGUCAACAGUUAAAUCUGAUCAUAUAUAAUACAGAAUGUAUAAACUGUAGUAUAGAUAACUCGAAUGAAAUGAUCUGCACAUUUUCGUCGUAUCAUUGUAUUAUGCAUAAUAUAUGCUAUGGUAAUGGUACUAUGUAUAAUACAGGUAUCAGAGAAUUUGUCUGUCGAGCUGACAGCAGUGGGAAAGCUUGGUUUGCCGUUAUUAAUGAAACUGUUAUAGAUAAUGAUAGAGCGAAAGUUAUUAAUGAAACUGUUAUAGAUAAUGAUAGAGCGAAAGUUAUUAAUGAAACUGUUAUAGAUAAUGAUGCAGCGAAAGAUGGAAUUGAUGCUGUUGUAAUUGGUAUAUCAGUAGUAGCAGCCGUGGUUAUUAUUAUAUUUAUUUCAAUCAUCAUCGUAUGUGAGAGAAGGUCACAUAAGAUCUCUGGUGCAUAUUCAGUAGCUACGAAUCCAGUGUACGAUCCUAAAGAUGAAAAUCCCACCAAUGAUUAUGAUACCGUGUCUCUUUCUCAACACAGUGCUCACGUUUAUGAAGAAUUCAAAUAA
Lottia gigantea (owl limpet) is the source of this 3636-nucleotide messenger RNA. RefSeq lists its product as hypothetical. The transcript has 25 exons. Lineage: Eukaryota; Metazoa; Mollusca; Gastropoda; Lottiidae. The record is from RefSeq and is a predicted model, not a curated record. Bases 1 to 3636 code for a protein of 1211 amino acids.